GUUUCUCAGGUUUGCACAAACUGAUUUUACCUUUGUCCCAAAAACGAAGUAAACCUGGAACCUCAGUCCCUCCCCAAGUGCCCUGGAAGCCCACCGGAUUCAGUCCGCACCCACAGAUGUGACUAAGCUGUCAAGAUUUCUCCACCAGGAAGUCCUGUGAUAUUGGCUGCAUGGACACAUCAAAGACGUGGCUGCCUCAUCAGGGUCAGUUUGGGUUGGUGGGUCAAGCGGAGGUUUGCUGUGGCGGACCCGGAGUUUUAACCCCAAACCAAUCUCGCAGGGCAAGUUUUGCCUCUGCAAGGCAGUCAAGCAUGGAAACCCCUCCAAAUGCCACCCCACAGCCCUUCAGACAACCGAGUUUUCUCAAUCGAAGGUUGAAGGGUUCCAUCAAGAGGGCCAAAAGUCAACCCAAACUGGAUCGGACCAGCAGCUUCAAACAAAUGAUUUUGCCCCGGUUUCGUAGUGCUGACCAAGAGCGGACACGCUUGAUGCAAAGCUUCAAAGAAUCCCACUCCCAUGAGUCUUUACUUUCUCCCAGCAGUGCUGCGGAGGCUUUGGACCUAGUUUUGGAUGAAGAGGCUAUAAUCAAACCUGUUCACUCUAGCAUUUUAGGACAAGAGUACUGCUUUGAGGUGACCACCAGUUCAGGGACAAAAUGUUUUGCCUGUCGCUCUGCUUCAGAAAGAGACAAGUGGAUUGAAAAUCUGCAACGAGCUAUCAAACCUAACAAGGACAACAGCAGGCGGGUGGAUAAUGUGCUCAAGUUGUGGAUCAUCGAAGCUCGAGACCUUCCAGCUAAGAAACGCUACUAUUGUGAGCUGUGUUUGGACGACAUGCUGUACGCGCGCACCACCAGCAAACCCCGGACCGACACAGUCUUCUGGGGCGAGCAUUUUGAGUUUAACAAUUUGCCUACCAUUCGUAGCCUUCGCUUGCACCUCUACAAGGAAACAGACAAAAAAAGACGCAAGGAAAAAAGCACAUAUCUUGGCCUUGUCAGCAUCCCCAUCUCCAGCAUCACGGGCCGGCAGUUUGUGGAGCAGUGGUACCCGGUGAUACAGUCCAGUGUUUUGGCUAAAAGUGGUGGUGUUGGAAGUGCCAAAGUGAUCAACGCUUCACUACGUGUCAAGUCUCGCUACCAGACAAUGAACAUCCUCCCGAUGGAGCUGUACAAGGAAUUCGCUGAGUACAUUACAAACAACUACCGAACACUGUGUGCAGUUCUGGAGCCACUGUUGAGUGUGAAAAGCAAAGAGGAGGUGGCAUUUGCCCUGGUGCAUAUCCUUCAGAGCACAGGGAAGACAAAGGAGUUCCUGUCUGACAUGGCGAUGUGCGAGGUGGAUCGAUUCAUGGACCGUGAGCAUUUGAUCUUUCGAGAAAACACGCUAGCUACAAAGGCUGUGGAAGAGUACCUCAAACUGAUAGGUCACAGAUACCUCAAGGAUUCUAUAGGUGACUUCAUUCGAGCCUUAUAUGAGUCUGAGGAGAACUGCGAGGUGGACCCCAUGCGUGUCCCGCCGUCAGUCCUUGCUGAUCAUCAAGCCAACCUCCGCAUGUGUUGCGAGCUGUUACUCUGCAAGAUUAUCAAUUCUCUCUGCAUAUUUCCCCGGGAACUUAAGGAAGUUUUUGCCUCCUGGAGAGCCAGAUGUGCUGAGCGUGGACGAGAGGAUCUUGCCGACAGCCUCAUCAGCUCCUCCCUGUUCCUUCGCUUCAUGUGCCCAGCCAUCAUGUCCCCAUCCCUGUUCAACCUAAUGCAGGACUACUCCCGCACCCUCACUCUCAUUGCCAAGGUGAUGCAGAACCUGGCCAGCUUCAGCAAAUUUGGGCCCAAGGAGGAAUACAUGUAUUUCAUGAAUGAGUUCCUGGAGAUGGAGUGGGGAUCAAUGCAGCAGUUUCUUUAUGAGAUUUCCAACAUGGACACUGGAGGAAAUGCUGGAGGGUUUGAGGGCUACAUUGACCUUGGCAGAGAACUAUCCAUGCUCCACAGCUUACUGUGGGAAGUAAUGGGGCAGCUUAGUAAGGAUGCUAUUCUUAAGCUUGGACCCCUACCAAGGCUGCUGAAUGACAUUAGUGUCGCCUUGAGGAACCCGCAGCUUCAUAUGCCUACAAAUCACCAGCCAGACCGACCGAAGGACAGACUCUUCUCACGACCAUCCUUCAAUCGUAUCAUGUCCUCUGACAUCCAAAACCGUAUGAUGCAUGACUUAAACAGUUCAAUAGAUGUCUCUCGCCUGCCAUCCCCUACGACUGGAGUGUCAGCUGUAGAAUCCCUCUCAUCAAAUCUAAACAUGAGGCGUCAUGCAGAACAAGACCUCCGCUCAUCAAGAGAGGUUUUCUACGUGACCCGCCCACCGCUGGCUCGAUCCAGCCCCGCAUACUGCACCAGCAGCUCGGACAUCACAGAACCCGAUCCAAAGGUCCACAGUGUGAAUAAAAGUGUGUCUAUGAUGGACCUUCAGGACUCCCGUAUGAACAGCAUUUCCAACCUGAACUCGGUGGGAGACAUGCUCACCUCCUCUCAAGCCUCCAUCGCUGGGCUCGGCCAUAGCUUCGGCAACCUCGGUGGUCCGCUUCGUAUGGGAGGGCAUAUGCCAACAGGCGCGGCAGGCUCUGGUUUGAGGCUGAGCCAGAUGGGCCACAUAGGGGGACCCACUGAAUCCAUCUCUCAACAGCAACAGCAGGCAGCAGCAGCCAUGCACUACCCUCUGUCUUUCCAGAACCCGCUGUUCCAUCUGGCUGCCCAGAACUCUCCAGCUCAGCCUCCUCCCCCUCCUCUCCUGCUUGCCCCUGAGCCAGAGAAUGGCCACCCUGACUAUGUUCCCGCCUUUGGUAACAGUGCUUUCUCCCGCAGCGAGGAUUUGUCCGCCCUGCGGUCACAGAGCAGUCUGGUGCAGCCCAGUAUUGUCCACUCACACAGUUACAGUGAUGAUUUCACCCGGCACAAUCAAAACAAUGACUACGCCUGGCACCAGCUUUCGCUGCAAGUGCAGGAGUCUCUACAGCAGCAGCACCUGAUGGGAGUCAUAUCUCAGACACCCACUGGGACAGGCACCCCCGCCUCUUUGGCCACACCUCCCACUACAGUUCAACAUGUCCGCCAGACAGCCAUUGCUCCACCACACCACCUGAAGUCCCAGAGGUCCAUUAACACUCCAGCUAGCGCCACACCUCCAAAGGCUCGCCCGCAGAGCAGAAACCUCCUCCUCGACUCUUCGGAAGCAAACUUCAGUGGCAGUCAGCCGAAACUACGCCAAACUCAGCAGCAACAGCAUCAGCAACAGCAUCAGCAUCAGCAGACACAGCAGCAGCAGCAGCAGCAACAGGAGACACAGCUGUCAGUGACAGACAGUCCAGCUCCGGGGCUCCCGUAUCAGACGAGCUCUGCCAAAGACAACCAGGGUCCAUCAGGUGCCGCAGAAGAGUCAACAGACACACCAACAAAAAGCACCAAAAAGCCUCAACAGUCACAGCUGCAGCCUCCACAGCAGCAUCUGCUCAAGCCAGUUGUCAAUAAACAGGGUUCUCAGUCGACUUUGAACACUCCGGCCCUCAAUGAGCGGACAGUCGCCUGGGUGUCCAACAUGCCACACCUCUCUGCUGAUAUUGAGAGUCUGCGGCCGGACCGUGAGGGUCAGCUGAAAGAGUACUCCAAGAGCAUGGAUGAGUCACGACUAGAGAGGGUAAGAGAGUAUGAGGAAGAGAUACAUUCCUUGAAAGAACGAUUGAAGAUGUCUCAUCGCAAGCUUGAAGAAUAUGAGCAGAGACUAAUGACGCAGGAACAACAGACAAAUAAAAUCCUACAGCAGUAUCAGAAUCGCCUGGAGGACAGUGAGCGUCGCCUAAAGCAACAGCAAAUGGAGAAGGACUCUCAAAUCAAAGGCAUCAUCAACAGACUCAUGGCUGUGGAAGAUGAGCUGAGAGGGGGUGCCAUUCCUGAUAUUAAGCCUCGAUUCCUCACAGACCAGGGCUAUGGUGUCCUCCCAGGAUCCUGACUGCCACUUCCAAGGUGACCAGAGUUCAUGAUGGUCACUCGAGUGUAAGAAGACUGACCCAGAUCCUCUACAAAGACCCCAUGAAGACUAAGCUGUGCAGUAGAACCAGCAGGACCACUGGAAGCUUCUUCUCACAACAUUCUUAAUAAACACUUUGCACAUAUUCAAAUUUUGCCUGUACCAGAACUUGACAAUCAGUUUAGCAUGAAAACCAAUGUGUACAGUGAAUCUUCUGCACAUGUUGACUGAAACAUAAGCCAAUGCCACAACAACGGCAAUACUGAACCUAAUGAGUUUCUUUAAUCAAAAGAAGUAAGAAGAGAUGUGUGAAACACAGAGGACAGAGACGGAUUCAUGAUAUUCCCUGCUACAAGCAGUCCGCUUGUUUCUCACAGACAAAAUGCAGAAAAGGCUUUUAUAAGCACAAUAUUCUCUCAUGGCGAUACCUGUGACAAGCAACAAGCAUGUUGUUCAAUCAUUUGCCAUCUGUGAUCCCCAGAUGCAGGCCCGAGCAACAACCAAUAAUGCCAUUUGAUUCUGUUGAAAUCUUUUAGUAAAAAAAAUUUAGCCUCAAACUUACAAAGGUAGUUAUCGUUAAAGUUCUUGCAUCCUUUAUAAUACAGCCAUCCCAUCUAAAUAAAUGCCAAACAAGUCCAACAAUCAACUUGUUUUAGCCUGUAACUGCUUUAAACUGCUUUCACAAUCUAAACCUUCUCAGUUACAUUUUCCUUCGGCAAACAGUGUAAAACUAGAACUAUAGUCUCUUGAAUUCCAGUGUACAGAAGAAUUACUUCUAAAAGCUACUCAGCCUUUUUAAUAUGGACAUUUUACAAAAAUAAUUGUUUUGUUUACUCUGUAAAAAUAACAGCAGUGAUGAUAAUAAUCAUAAUAAAAUGUGUAUGUAACAGUUCAAAACAGAAACAAAGUGCUUUACAAUGAAAAACAGUAUGAAAAUAUGUCUACAUACUUAACAGUAUAGAGUUUAAAGGGGAACUGACUUUACAGGAUAAGGUCAGUAUUGCUCAGUUUGUGAAAAAUGUAAAAUAUCUCUGUGGCUUAUCAAGUCUGACAAAAUAACCCUGAUGCCCCUGACUUAACCUUUAGAGGGGGAAAAGAAGCCUGUCCCAGCUGACAGUGGCCAAGAGGCUAGUGCAGAGGUACACAAGAUAGUCUAUUGCAAGGCUGACACAGAGACAGACCACCAUUCACACUCACUGCCAGUUAACCUAACCUGCAGGCACAGGGAGAACAUGCAAAACCAGCACAGAAAGGCCCUAGCUAACCUUCGUGCUGUGAGGUGACAGCACUAACCACUGCGCUGCUGGGCCACUCCUAUUUGGCCUAUUACUUUUUAGUCUUCCCCAGUCUCUGGUGGAUUCUCAGAAAACAAAUUACUGUGUAUUUAGCACGUCUUUAGCUCGUCUGUGCUCCCCCUUGCAGUCAGCUUCAUCUAGAGCUGCAACAAUUAGUCAGCUGACAGAAAAGUAAUCUGCAACUCUUUUGAUAAUCUAUGAAACAUUUAAGUUGAUUACGAAACAAAAACGCAAAAAUGAGAUUGGCCCAGUUUGUCAGAUAUGAGAAUUUGCUGCUUUUGCUCAUCUUGUUCAGACAAAGGGGGAUAUUUACUAAAGUUUUGUGACUCAUUUUCUGGCGCUUAACAGUGAAAAUGGGUGUGUUCAUAUUUAUCAAGGAGGUGCAGUGGAGAAACAGAAGAAAUGAGGCACCACAGGAACGUGCAUGACAGGUCUCAUGCACUGUGUGUUUUAGGGUAUUCCACCUCAAGGAUGCAAAAAUCAGGAAGGAGAAAAUUUAUGCAAAUACCCUC
Monopterus albus (swamp eel) is the source of this 5817-nucleotide messenger RNA. RefSeq names its product ras/Rap GTPase-activating protein SynGAP-like. The record is from RefSeq and is a predicted model, not a curated record. Gene Ontology annotation, biological process: regulation of GTPase activity. NCBI's taxonomy places the organism in Eukaryota, Metazoa, Chordata, Actinopteri, Synbranchiformes, Synbranchidae.